AUGGGUCGCAUGCACGCUCCCGGGAAGGGCCUGUCCCAGUCGACGCUGCCCUACCGCUGUAGCAUCCCCACAUGGCUGAAGCUGACAUCUGACAACCUGAAGGAACAAAUUUACAAACUGGCCAAGAAAGGCCUGACUCCCUCCCAAAUAGGUGUGAUCCUGAGGGACUCGCAUGGUGUGGCACAGGUCCGUUUUGUGACUGGCAACAAAAUCCUGAGAAUCCUUAAGUCGAAAGGCCUUGCCCCUGACCUCCCUGAGGAUCUGCACCAUUUGAUAAAGAAAGCGGUGGCUGUCCAAAAGCAUCUUGAGCAGAACAGAAAGGAUAAGGAUGCUAAAUUCCGCCUGAUUCUGACAGAGAGCAGAAUUCACCGGCUGGCUCGUUAUUAUAAGACUAAGCGGGUUCUCCCACCCAAUUGGAAAUAUGAGUCAUCCACAGCCUCUGCUCUAGUGGCAUAAAUUCUCUCAAGUAUA
Onychomys torridus (southern grasshopper mouse) is the source of this 471-nucleotide messenger RNA. RefSeq names its product 40S ribosomal protein S13-like. The record is from RefSeq and is a predicted model, not a curated record. Gene Ontology annotation, molecular function: small ribosomal subunit rRNA binding; structural constituent of ribosome. Gene Ontology annotation, cellular component: nucleolus; cytosolic small ribosomal subunit; ribosome. The coding region runs from base 1 to 456 and encodes 151 amino acids. Gene Ontology annotation, biological process: translation. The transcript has a single exon. Lineage: Eukaryota; Metazoa; Chordata; Mammalia; Rodentia; Cricetidae.